Molecule: messenger RNA, 1975 nt
Organism: Penaeus vannamei (Pacific white shrimp)
Lineage: Eukaryota; Metazoa; Arthropoda; Malacostraca; Decapoda; Penaeidae
Source: RefSeq, a predicted model, not a curated record
AUGGCGUGCGACGAAGGCGGGGGCCUGCCUUGCGUGCCCUCGGCGUACCUGCCUUGCUUCGCCCUGUUUCCAUCUCGAUUUUGCUUCCCUGAUCAUGUUCACCCCGAGGGCACGGAGCCACGUCGUCGGAGAUCGGUUGCUAAAGGUGUGGCCUCGCCCUGGAAGCCUGGGCACGUGGCCGCUGCUGCUAUUGCCGUUGCUGCUAUUGCUCGGCAUACGCUACGGACCGUCGUCCACGUCGGUCUGGUGCUGGCGUUCUCUGAAAUAAGUACACCAGAGGCAGAGAUAGGGCAAGAGGGCAAACAGUAUAGGCAGAGACCGCAUAAAGACCAUACCCUUUCCCUUCACUACCCGUUGAAGUCUCCAGCUCUCACCACUUCGUCCAGAUGGGCGGCGGUGGCGGCGCGGCGGGGCGGCGGGGGCGGCGGCAGCGUGCGUGGGGUCGCGGGGGAGGAUGACGCGGCCCCCGGCGUGUCCCAGGAGGCCAGUGGCCCCCAGCACGCCACUGUCGUCCGCACUGAGUCGCACCUGGCCCGCUUCAACACGGCGCGCGCCCUCUUCGAGAAGAUGGGGCAGAGCGAGGGCGGCAUCGGGCAGCCGCCCCGCGCCGCCCCUGCGUCGGCCGCGCUUUCCGCCAGGGUCCCCCCGCCCGCAGGCUUCGGGGGCAAGGUGGGCGCGGGGCUGGCCAAGGGCGAGGGCGAAGCCAAGAAGGCGGGCGCCGCCGUGAGCCGCCGAGGAGCGCCCCGGAGGCCUCGGCUCUCGCGUCGGCCGCGGCGAGUCGCUUUCGCCCGCGCGGUCCCUGGGCGGCGCCUCCGCCUCGUCCUCGCGCUCCGGCUCCCCCAGCCCCGCCCGCACCAACGGACACGCCCACCACAGCGACCAGGACAGCGGCGGGGGCGGGUCCGGGGGAGGGCCGGGGGAGGGCCGGGGGAGAACUCAUGGGUGGCCCUAGCAGGGCUGCGGCGCCCUGGCUCCUCCUCCAGCCGGUCGCUCUCCACCUCGAGCACGGAGUCGGAGCCCACGCCGCGCCGCUGGCCGCCGCACGCCGCCUCCUCGGGCGGCCGCGCGCGCACGCCGCCGCGCCUGGCACUCGUACUCGUCGGGCGCCGCGCCCUCGCGCCCGAGACUUUCAAGUCGGACCUGACGGCGGAGCUGCGGCGCGCGGCGAGGCCUGAGAAGCCCGAGAAGCCCGCCAAGCCCGAGAGCCUGGACCGGCGGGCGUCGACGCACGAGCAGCACCAGGAGCUGAUCGCGCGCCACAAGAACUGGUUCCAGUCCUUCUCCAAGAGCCGCUCCUCGCCCACGGCGUCGCCCUCCAAGCCCGACUACAGACCCACCUCGCCCUCCAAGGCCGCCGAGUGGGAGCAGCGACCCCCCUCGCCCUCCAAGGCGGACGGCAGGGGCCUCCAGCCGUCCAAAACUGAUCUCAGAUCCCCGAGAGGCGCGGAAACGAACGAGGAGGCGGCGAUGGCGGAGAAGAAGGAGGAGGAAGGGCGAGGCGGAGGAGGAGGAGGAGGAGGAGGAAAGGGCCUGGUGAGCGAGCAGGACGCCUGGUCAUCGGUCCUGCAGAGUCGAUACGGCACGAAGGCCAAGGAUAUCCUCAGCCCCAGAGCACGCUCGGAAGGGGACACUACCGCAGAUUGGAGAAAAGAGCGAGCGGCCAUUCUAUCUGGUGAGUUACAAAAUUGUUUGUUUACUUAGUUAGUAGAGUCAACGUCAAAAAGAAUAUUCGUAUAUAUAUUUUUUUCCUUUGUCGGCGGCUUUCCUCGCCCUUUGUGCCGAUGUGAUUGCUAUUCUCUGACGGUUUGGAAUGCAAACGUUGUCGGGGUGAGGGGCGUGUGCGAGGGCGUAACACGUUUUCUUUGAGUGGAUAUGAGAGAAAAUGGUAUUUGUCGGGUGACUCAUCUAUUUUAAGUCUUCAUGUUGCCAUAUCCGAUGGAUAGUAAAGUUGGGUAAAUUUACGGAUGUACUAAAA